AAUAGCAUGCCAGGUGUGUAUGCCACCUGUGAUGUGGUGUAUAGGGGGGGAUGAACACUUUGGGAAUGGGUGAUAAAAUGAAUCUUAUGCAAUCUUUAACCAGGGAGUUCAAUCUCUCUGCACUAGAAGGACCUCCCAUAACUUCAAAUAGUCUAAAUGCACCAGUAAGAUGAAGAUUGGUGAAUGCUGUUUUAUUAAAUGAAUGUAAAAGCUAGAGGAUCUCAUUAAAGGAAUUCUUGCAGUGGUGACUUGUGAUUUAUAGGGAAGUUGCUUUUGAGAGGUUAGUGAAGAAAAAUGCAUCCCAUGCAGGGAAAGAUAUAUUGCCUGAGAGAGGAAAUGUAUGAUCUAAUUAGCUAGCAGUAGGAAUUCACUCACUGCCCCUUUCCCUCUUUCCACAGGCCAUGCCUAGAAUUAGAAAAGAGAUUGUGUCUAAAGCAUGUUUCCCAACUUGUAUUUUACAGGACUAUUUCAAGCACUAAUGUAGACACAAUUUAAUGUCCUUCAAAAUGGUAUGUUUGACAAUAACAAUCUCUGUCCUUUCAAGUGCAUUUUAAAAGCAUAAUAUAUUGUCCUUCCUGGCUAAUGUGCUAUAAUACCAGCAUGAGGCAGGUGAUGCUUGUUGCUAUUUUCCUAGCUUAUUUGUGACCUUGGCUGUAGAGGCUAGUAGUGAAGAGUGGGUAGAGAACAUGGGAGCCAGAUAUGGGAAGGCUGUGAAAAAUAGUUUUGUGUCUGUGUGAAGGAGUUUAGGGUAGUGAGUAGGUGAGCUGGACAAGCAGGAUGAGUAAGAGUCUGAAGACAUUAUUUUCUCUUACUGUGUUCAGUAACUGUUGCAGUCACAUGUGUAGGGUGAGGAUGCAUGUUUGCUGCUUAUAGCCUUAGCAUCAUGCUGAAUUACAAAUGCUGUGGAAAACAAUGGGAGGAAGGCAGAAAGCCUGUCUGCUGACCAGGAAGCUUGACUAGGAGCUUCUUACAGCUCCUAUACUUUGUCCAGCUGUGCAGUGCUGCAGGUGCUCAGCAUGGGUGUUUACAACCCAAAAGAGACCCAGCUCAACCAAAACUGAAAUUUCAAAAGAAGGGGAAAGAAACAAACAGGCUUUUAUCCAUUUUUAGAGAUUCAUAUUCCUUCUUUUUCCUGCUCACUUGUUUGAUUAGAGAGAUCCUUGGAGACCCUCCUUACCUUUCCUUUGGUCCUCAUGGUUCUGCUGAACAGAAUCCCUGUUAUACUUGUGCCCUGCUUUACUUAGCUUGAUACAUCACCAACCGAUUAUUUUUUUUUUAUCCUUCUAAUUUCUGCAUUAUCUAUUCCCAAGGCUGCAAGACAUUUCUUCUUAGAGAGAUUAAUAGACAAAAGAAAACAAAAGUGGAAUUUUUAGUCAAAUUGUCUUGGAAAAAAGAACCCUAAGAAGUGACAUUUCAAAAUUUUACUGGAAAUUCAUUUGUGUAAAGUUGUCAUAUUAAAAGUGUUUUUAUGGUUUGUUUUGUCUUGCAAGACAUUCUACUGUGGAGUGAAAUGCAGAAAGAUCAGAUUUUAUUGUGAGAGUUAAUAGGAGUUUCAAAGCUGAUCAUACUGUGAUAAGAUCUGUUCAAUCUUAACACUGGAAUGGUCACUGCUGUUAAUAAUAAAGCAUUAAAUGUACUGAAAUGGUGCUGUCAGAACAGUUUCUUAUAGAGAUUUGUUCAUUUUAGAGACAUAAAACUUAAGAAAGGACAUCUUUCAGAAAACUGAUCUGAUAAAUGGCACCAUUUGGACCAGGCUAGUUUCUGAUAUAACUUCAGUGACUUAAAGGGCUGGAUUUAGUCUUUUAUGCCAAUUGACUCCCCUGGGUAAGCUUCAUUUCUUUAUGCACUAUACAUCUUGGACCAAUCUGACCCGAUAGCAAAAGACACAUGAUGUUGUUGAAAAUGAAAUACUGCCUUGGGGCAGAAGGAUAAACUGUGUGGCCUCCUGAGGUCCUCCCGGCAAUACUUUCUAUAAUUCUAUUAGAUUAAAUGGGGAAAGAAGUAGCGUGGAAAGCACAAAACAGGCUAAGUCAUAAACUAGCAAUUAAACUGGGAGCUGGGCUGGGCAACAGCAGAAAAUGUACAAUCUAUCCCAAUUAAGAGCUGUAUCUCAAGAGAAACCAGGAUCCUGACGCAGGUGCUGACAGCAGGAAAAACACUGCAUUUCUGUUCUGUAUGCAGCAACUGCUUUCUACUGGUGCUUACACAGAUUCAUGGGUGUCCAUACCCUGCUCAAGACUGUGCUCUGCUUUUAAUAAUUACUGUAUCUAUGAUGUUCAGGUGGCAACUGUUUGCAGUUGUUGUCUCAUCUGCCUGUAUAAAGCCAGCAGUAUGAUGGCAGGUUUUCUGCUAGUAGCAGGAAGACAUUCCUGUUCUUGAUGCCUGCAUGAUGGGACCCCUCUCUCCCCAUGCGUUCUCAGUCCUUCUUUUCCUAUCUCAUAUCCACUUCCUGAUGGAGAAUAUCCACCUCUGCUUGUUCUUAGCAAGUAAUUUUUCUGUCUUGCAGAUGGUACUCUACAGAAGCUGGGGCUAAGGGACUUCUAGGACCUUUUGCAGCAGAGGUGGAUUCUGAGCAGGAGCAUAUUGUCCCCUGCAACGUCUCUUCUUAGCCUAAGGGCACAUCAUCUCAGCUUCUUGCAUCCUAUUUCUUCCUCCUGCUGUCAUCUUGCCUUGAGAACAAUGUCUUCUUUGCCCUUGACUCUGUUGACCUGGAACAACAAUGCUUGGCGAGGGAGAAAGAAAAGAGAAAUAUCAAGUCUUUUCAGGGCUCUCUAGUUUUUGUGAUUCCCUGUUUAAGUCACCUGAGAGAUGGGGAUGUUGCUCAGUCUAGAGUGUAAUUUCUUGGCAGGAGACCCCCAGCUGAGUCCUGGCAGCCUCAUCUUGGCUCUUCAGAGCUUGCUGCAGUGUAACUUUCACAGACACUGGCUGUUCUCAUUCUGACUUGGAGUUUUAUUUGUUGGGGUUUUUUUCACUCCUUGGGGGUCUUCCUCUCUUUUGUCACAGCUUCACAUAUUUCCUCCCCUAGAGCUGUUUCUCAAGAGAAGCCUCGAAUUGCUCUCUUUCCUGGUCUCUGAGAUCAAAUCCAAAUCUGGCAAUGUUUAAAAGGGAAAUAUGACAGACCCUACAUGUCAAGCUGGGGUCAGGGAUGGGGUCAGUUUGAUGAGUUUCCCUCCAGCCAGAUAUGCAUCAGUUGGAGAAAUGUGGAGCCUGUAAUCUUCUACUAAUCAAGUACUGGAAAAAUAAACCUUAUGAGGACUUUGAGUUAAGCACUGUGAGCAGAAUAGGUGUAUAGGCAGAACUGAUCAGCUGCUGUGCCCCAAACAGGGGAAAUGCAGGAGCAGUAGGGGAAUAGGAAUAUGUAGGAAAGAGUGGGGUUUACAUUCCUUCUUGAAGAGCCCUAAGGAUUUGCUGAGGCAGAAUUGGAGGUGGGGAAUUAGGGGUGGAAAGACGCAAGACUUUUCCUGGCUUGUAGAAUGAUGUAUGGAAAUAAAGUGGGAGGAAAAGUAAUUUUUGCAUGAGCCAUUGAGGGAAAAUGAGAAUGCAGGAUGGAGCUGGAUGACACUGCAGGUGGGAGGGCAGGUAGUGAGAAUAAAUAACUGAUCAGGGCAAAGAGUCUUGGGACCAAGGUCAGUUUGUGGAAUUCAAAGCCAUGAUGAGUAAGGUCAGUGGUAGCCAUCAGUUUAGGUUCAAGAUGUAGGGCCUGCCUUAGAACAAGACAGGAUGCAUUAAGGCUUACAUGACAAGGUUGACUGUGGGGUUUGAUAAGACAAUAGCGAGAAUCCAGAAUGAUAAGCCUAGGAGUAGUGUGGGGAGAUAAGAACAACAAGCUGUGAUGCUGUAAGGAUCAGUGGCUGGAGCCAGCAUACCCAGGUGAGACCAGAAAAAAAAAGAAUAGAUAAGCUAAGGAUGCUAUCAGACUAUCAGGGUGGAAGUGUAUGAAGAGAUGUUGGAAAUUCAAAUUGAGUACAUUUCUUCUGAGGGGAUUUCUGAGUGGAGGGAAAUAGAUGCCUACAAUUGUUACCCACACAUCUUUGUAUCAUUUAAAACACAAAUUAGUUCCAACGCUACCUCUAUUUUCUUUUGCCAGAAAGUGAGGUGAUCUAUUUGUUUAAACCCUUUUUUAAACACAUAAACUUAGGCUUAAUUGUGUUGCAGCAUCCUGAAUGCAUUAUGUUCAUCUGCUCACCUGACCAGGCAGAAGUGUCCACUACAACUUGAGCACUGACAUCUCACAACUGAAACUGUGAUUGGUUCAUAUAGUGGAAGACCUCCCCAGACUAUCAAUAUUUAACCUCAAAAAGUAGAAAAAUGCAGUGUGUGUGAUAUCAAUGUAAAGCAGAUAUAAAUCACUCUGUUCAUGAAUAAAAUUACCUACAAUAAAAAACGCCUUCAGCUCUGCAUGGGAGGAAUCUCUUUUCUGUGUCGGUUUCUUUUCUGUGCUUUUGCUAAUUUAUUUUGAUUCCUGUGAAGCAUCACUUUCUCUUAGUCUAACAGUUGUGCAUGGUACUGUGUGCUAUUUCUAGGACUUUAGUUCUGUGAUUUUGGGUGGCUUCAAUUUGUGGACUGAAACUGGAAGUUUUGAAAUUCAGGUUGCAGUUGAAGCAUCAGGCAUAAAAUCAGCUUGUAAGGACAGCAGAACAAAGUAUCUAGGAAAGAUGUCUUACAGGGUUAAGAAAAUGCUUUCCAGUGCUGAUGUCAUCAGGCUGCAAUGAGUGAAAAUGUUAGAUAGGGAAGGAAAGUUGGUGGGUUUGGAAGUGGGUAAGAAGUGCAGGCUUCUUGUAACUGAGGUAAAUGCAGAGGAAGGGAUGCUGCAAGUCUCUGGUUGCAGAUGUCUGGGGAGGUGGUGGAGGAGGUAAAGGAACAUUUUUGGACAAUGUCAUGAAACUGGGUGAGAGCAGGAGGACAGUUCUGGUAUGAGCAAAAGUAGAGUAAUACAGAGUCUGUCAUCUAGUAUCUGUGCCUAUUGAGGCCUGGAGAUAUUUACCUUAAGUGGACUAAGUCAUUGCUCUUGAUGGCCCUCCCAGCUAAGACUGCCAGUAGAGUGGCUUUCCCUCUUCACCAAGACAGAAUUGAUCACUGGAUGCCGUCUCGAUCCACAACUAUUUUGAUAUCUGAUUCCUCUACAUUGUCUGUCCCUCUUGCCUUUUUCCUCCCAUUUGUCUCUGUACAUGGAGGUCUUGUAACUAUAUGUCCCCACAAUUCUGCUACACCUCCCAUGCUAACAGCCCUCCCCAUUACCUUAAGACUGCUUAGAUCCUCCCAUGUACUUUUCUUUAUGGAUUAUGAGCUGCUGUCAGAAAAAAACCACUAGUCUUUAUAUCCACUACCACCCUCUCCUAUCCCUCUCCUCUCCAUCUGGUAUUAGGGUAGAGCGUGUGCCUUGUUCAGCUGGCUAGUUCUGGCAUAAAACUGGACUGGUAUAGGAGCGAGAGAGCUGUGCCCAUGUUAGAUGUGUGUAUCUGUGCGGGUGAGGGGCAUCUGAGGCAGGCACCCUUUCCUCCUUUUAUCAGACUGCACUCAUUUAUUAUACCAUCUGUUUUCCCAGUGCCAGAGAUGAUGCUGGGGAUAUGUGACUUGGGCCACUCAGGCAGAAACUGGCCUGCACAAGGCCAGCCAUGUGUUUGCCUCCUAGCAAUGCAGCGGUCAGCAGCAAAUUCUUUGCUGCCGCCUCCUCUCAGUAUGGGAGAGAGCAAGCAUGGGCCUGGGUGUGUAGGAGACACAAAGAGAUGAACUGUGCGAAGGGGAGGGAAGAAGGGGAGAGAGAUGGACUAGGGUAUGUGUGUGUAUCAGCUGGAGAGAACUGUGGGAAGGAGGGACAGACAGAUACGGGCAGAGUGGGGGAGAAGGAAAGAGUAAUAGAAUGUAGAAAGGGACAGACAGAAGAACUUGGCAGAGGGAGACAAAUAAAUGGGCUGGCUGGGGCACAACAAGAAAAAGGCUGUAAAGGAAGGAAAUACAGGCAGAUUUGGCAGGUGUGUGGUGUGGAAAUAGAUGGAUUGUCUGGGGGAGAGAGAUGUGUGUCAGCUAAGUACUACAGUAAUAGCCUGAUGACCAUAGCUGUGGGGACCGACUACUGGCUUUACUCCAGAGGGGUUUGCAAGACUAAAACUGUCAGUGAGAACGAAACCAGCAAAAAGAACGAGGAAGUCAUGACCCAUUCUGGAUUAUGGAGAACCUGCUGCCUGGAAGGGGCUGUUAGAGCCUCUAGUAUUUUCCCGAUCCUGAGUGUGAUUCUGCUUUUCAUGGGUGGACUCUGCAUUGCAGCCAGCGAGUUCUACAAAACCCGACACAACAUCAUCCUUAGUGCCGGCAUCUUCUUCGUGUCUGCAGGUCUGAGUAAUAUAAUUGGCAUCAUCGUAUACAUAUCAGCCAACGCUGGAGACCCCUCCAAGAGUGACUCCAAGAAGAACAGCUACUCCUACGGCUGGUCCUUCUACUUUGGGGCCCUGUCCUUCAUUAUAGCUGAGAUGGUGGGAGUGCUGGCUGUCCACAUGUUCAUAGACCGGCACAAACAGCUGCGCGCCAAUGCUCGUGCCACGGACUACCUCCAGUCCUCCGCCAUCACCCGCAUCCCCAGCUACCGGUACCGCUAUCAGAGACGCAGCCGCUCCAGCUCCCGCUCCACCGAGCCUUCACACUCCAGGGAUGCCUCUCCUGUCGGGAUCAAAGGGUUCAACACCCUCCCAUCAACAGAGAUUUCAAUGUACACCCUGACCAGGGAUCCGCUGAAGGCAACCACCACCCCCACCACCACCUACAACUCCGACAGGGAUAACAGUUUCCUCCAGGUUCACAACUGUAUCCAGAAAGAGAACAAGGACUCUAUCCACACCAACACAGCCAACCGCCGGACCACCCCGGUAUGAAGCUGUCACCAGGAGCUGAAAAUGGGGCAGGAGCAGGCAGGAGGAGACAGGGUGGGCUGCGGGAUGGGGUGGGUGGAAGGGGGCAGCAGGGUGGUGGGAAGAAGGAGGU
Messenger RNA from Athene cunicularia (burrowing owl), 6975 nucleotides. It is a transcript of the gene CACNG2, whose product is annotated as calcium voltage-gated channel auxiliary subunit gamma 2. The transcript is spliced from 4 exons. Gene Ontology annotation, biological process: postsynaptic neurotransmitter receptor diffusion trapping; transmission of nerve impulse; positive regulation of synaptic transmission, glutamatergic. Bases 5616 to 6866 code for a protein of 416 amino acids. Gene Ontology annotation, molecular function: voltage-gated calcium channel activity; channel regulator activity. Gene Ontology annotation, cellular component: AMPA glutamate receptor complex; voltage-gated calcium channel complex; postsynaptic density membrane. Lineage: Eukaryota; Metazoa; Chordata; Aves; Strigiformes; Strigidae. The record is from RefSeq and is a predicted model, not a curated record.